AUGGCAUCUUGCAAUCCCUCCAGCACUAAACGAUGUUACAGAAUUGCUUCCAUUCCAGCAGACGGCAUUGGUUCCGAAGUCAUCGAGGCUGGAAUAACUGUUUUGAAGAAGCUGGCAUCCACGCUGGGGACAAUUGAACUGGAUUUUGAGAAUUUCGACUGGAGCAGCGAGUAUUACAAGAAGAAUGGGAAGUAUCUGCCUGAUGAUGCCUUGACUACGUUGAAAAAGUUCGACGCCAUACUGUUUGGAGCUGUAGGGACGCCUGAUGUCCCCGACCACAUCUCUCUCUGGGGUCUACGCCUUGCAAUCUGCCAGCCUCUUCAGCAAUACGCCAACGUCCGCCCAACAAAGGUAUUUCGCGGCACCCAGUCACCUCUCCGUGGCUGCUCCCCCGGGGACUUGGAUUGGGUAAUUAUCCGUGAGAACUCCGAGGGCGAAUACGCCGGCCAGGGAGGUAGAAGCAACGUAGGUAAACCAUGGGAGAUAGCCACGGAGGUGUCCAUCUUCACACGACAUGGUGUCGAGAGGAUCAUGGGAUUCGCCUUUGAGACGGCCCAGAGCAGGAGCAAAAAACAGCUUACCGUUGUUACGAAGAGCAACGCCCAGAGGAAUGGGCUGGUCCUGUGGGAUGAAAUUGCGGCAGAGAUUGCAAAGGCAUUCCCAGACGUGAAAUGGGACAAGAUACUGGUCGACGCAAUGACGACUCGAAUGGUGCUGAAGCCGGGGAGCUUGGAUACGAUUGUUGCUACGAACCUGCAUGCCGAUAUUCUCUCAGAUCUGGCAGCUGCAUUGGCAGGGUCCAUUGGCAUAGCUCCCACGAGCAAUCUCGAUCCGACACGGGAGAAUCCAUCCAUGUUUGAACCCAUCCACGGCUCAGCAUUUGACAUAACCGGAAAGGGAAUCGCCAACCCUGUUGCCACUUUCUGGACUGCGUCAGAGAUGCUGGCAUGGCUUGGAGAAAAAGACGCCGCAGCCAGGUUGCUAGAGUGUGUCGAGGCCGUUUGCGAGCAAGGAGUGGUCACGCCUGACCUUGGAGGGAAUAAUACGACCGUCGAGGUGACAACUGCCGUGUGCAAGGAGAUUGAGGGCCGGUUGGGGAGGUAUCUCAUCCUGGCCGGUCUCCUGGAUUUCGUUCCUGACCGCGCAGCCCAUGGCAACAACCGCAGAAACGGAGGCCAGAAACGACCAGACGACGACGACGAUGCGGCGAAACGAGGCGAGCAGGAGGAGAACAACGAGUGA
Molecule: messenger RNA, 1242 nt
Organism: Arthroderma uncinatum
Lineage: Eukaryota; Fungi; Ascomycota; Eurotiomycetes; Onygenales; Arthrodermataceae
Product: tartrate dehydrogenase
Exons: 6
Coding region: 1-1242 (413 amino acids)
Molecular function (GO): magnesium ion binding; oxidoreductase activity, acting on the CH-OH group of donors, NAD or NADP as acceptor; NAD binding
Source: RefSeq, a predicted model, not a curated record